Messenger RNA from Ctenopharyngodon idella (grass carp), 1077 nucleotides. RefSeq names its product gastrula zinc finger protein XlCGF52.1-like. The coding region runs from base 100 to 1077 and encodes 325 amino acids. Gene Ontology annotation, cellular component: nucleus. Gene Ontology annotation, biological process: regulation of transcription by RNA polymerase II. Lineage: Eukaryota; Metazoa; Chordata; Actinopteri; Cypriniformes; Xenocyprididae. The record is from RefSeq and is a predicted model, not a curated record. Gene Ontology annotation, molecular function: RNA polymerase II transcription regulatory region sequence-specific DNA binding; DNA-binding transcription factor activity, RNA polymerase II-specific. The transcript has 2 exons.
UCCAAUAAAUGCUGGAAUAUUCCCAUCAGACGAGCAUCAGAGCAUCAGGAAGAGCUGAAAUCUGCAAAGACUGAGUUUAUUAAAGAGGACAGUGAGAACAUGAGUGAUCCAGAACCCUGCAGAAUGAAACACACUGAAGAUACUGAAGAACAAAGAGACCUGAUGGAAGAGAGCGAGGAGAGUGAAGAACUGAGUGAAGUGGAGGAGGAACAUCAUGACAAACCUGGAGAAAAACCUUUGAGUCGCUCAAAGACUAAAAAGACAUUUUUAAAGAAAAGAAGAGCCAAGAAAUCUGCAACCUGCACUCAGUGUGGAAAGAGUUUCACAAACAAACAAAAUCUUGAGCGUCACAUGAGAAUUCAUACUGGAGAGAAGCCGUUCAAGUGUUUUCAGUGUGAGAAAAGUUUGACAACCAAACAGCAUCUUGAGCGUCACAUGAGGAUCCACACUGGAGAGAAGCCGUUCACAUGUGAUCACUGUGGCAAAACAUUUUGUAGGGCAUCAGCCCUUAAGGCACAUCUGACAGUUCAUACAAAGGAGAAGCCACAUUCAUGUUCUGCGUGUGGAAAGAGUUUUUCACUGCUGAAAAUUUUAAAAACACAUCAGAAAAUACACACUGGUGUGAGAGAGUUCAUGUGCUUUGAGUGUGAGAAGACUUUUACUACAGCAAACUGUUUAAAACGGCACCAGAGAAUUCACACUGGAGAACAACCUUACAAGUGUUCACACUGUGACAAGAGAUUCAGUCAGUCAUCAUCUCUGAAAACACAUGAGAGGAUCCACAGCAGAGAGAAACCUUACAAGUGUUCAUACUGUGACAAGAGAUUCAGUGAUUCAUCAACUCUGAAAACACAUGAGAGGAUCCACACUGGAGAGAAACCUUACAAGUGUUCACACUGUGACAUGAGAUUCAGUGAUUCAUCAAAUCUGAAAAGACACGAGAGGAUCCACACUGGAGAGAAGCUGCUCACGUGUGAUCAGUGUGGAAAGAGUUUCACUAUUAAAAGUCACCUGAAGAUACACAUGAAGAUCCAUAUAGUGGAGAAACCACAUCACCACAGAGAUCACGGUAAGUAA